AUCAGUCUACCCUCGCACAGUUCGAAGAUGAUUCCAUCAAAAUUAGCAACAGUCUUUUCAUUCAUUAUUUAUUUACAAUAUUCACAUUGUUGUGAAAUAAAUUUAGAUGUCGUUGAUGCAAAUACGGAUGUUUGCGUUAAUACACCACUUAAUAUACCAGUUAUAACUACCUACGGUAACAAGACUUACUAUUUGGAAGUUAAUAAUCAGGUAAACUGGCAUAAUGCUUAUUUAGCUUGUAAACAAUACAACAUGGAAUUGAUAAGUAUUGAUUCGGAUGCAGAAUUCGAUUAUAUACGUGAAUUUAUCAAAAGUAGAACUACUGCUCAAAAGUUUCACGUCUGGACUUCUGGAAAUGAUUUGGGAACUGAAGGUGAAUAUAAAUGGAUGAGCAAUGGUCGCAGAGUCUUUUCCAACCGUUGGCACAAAGGGCAACCGGACAAUGCUGGUAGUAUAGAAGAUUGUAUUCAUUUUUGGCAUGUUUCCAAUGUGUAUUUACUUAACGAUUCUAACUGUGCUCACAAUAUGGCAUUCAUUUGCCAAAGUAUUAAGAAACCUUGUAGCUUUCAGUGAAGCUAUUAAUGUUAACACUGCAAUUUUAUUAUCUUUAUAUAUAUGAUCCGAAAUAUGCUUGGAACCGUAUCAGAUUUAGUGAAAUAAUUAACUGAUAAUUUAAGUAUUUUUAGAUUCAUGUAUUAAAAAAUGAUGAUUACAUUAAUUAU
Nicrophorus vespilloides is the source of this 722-nucleotide messenger RNA. RefSeq names its product C-type lectin 37Da-like. The record is from RefSeq and is a predicted model, not a curated record. Gene Ontology annotation, molecular function: signaling receptor activity. NCBI's taxonomy places the organism in Eukaryota, Metazoa, Arthropoda, Insecta, Coleoptera, Silphidae. The transcript has 4 exons. Bases 28 to 573 code for a protein of 181 amino acids.